This is a messenger RNA of Solea senegalensis (Senegalese sole), 1256 nucleotides long. RefSeq names its product RNA binding protein fox-1 homolog 1-like. The record is from RefSeq and is a predicted model, not a curated record. Gene Ontology annotation, cellular component: nucleus; cytoplasm. The coding region runs from base 661 to 1233 and encodes 190 amino acids. The transcript is spliced from 9 exons. Gene Ontology annotation, biological process: regulation of alternative mRNA splicing, via spliceosome; nervous system development. Gene Ontology annotation, molecular function: mRNA binding. Lineage: Eukaryota; Metazoa; Chordata; Actinopteri; Pleuronectiformes; Soleidae.
CCACCUGUGUGUCGUUAGCCUCCGCCAUCAGUUGGCUCGUGCUUUUUGUCACCUUAUUUACAGUUUUGCACACGGAAUUUUCUGUUGUGGCGAUAACAGAUAUCUGUCCUCCUGAUUUCAGAUAUUUUUAUGGAUUCAUAAUUUUCGGACUCUCUUUUUGGAGAACUUUUGCCUUUUUUGCUUUUAGCUUUCAAAAAGUGGUUGAAGCUGACCUCUGUGUGAUUAUCGUCUCCACAUAUAAACCCCUGUAACCCUGAGAAUUGUUUGCUUGUGUCAAUAGAUGGAAAAAGGUGAACUUUUUGCCACCUCCUCAUGCCUCCAUAGGCCUGAUGCCUCCUCACACUGGACGGGCUGUAAUCUCGUCAGGACCAUGAUCCCCUCGCCACUGUCCCACCACGAGUGCUGGAGCCCCAAAUCUGAGCCACUGCUGCCAGGAGCUGAAGCAGCGUCUCUCUGGUGGACAGAGGGACCGACACAGAGAUGCUGACAGUCUAACACAGGCUCUCCACAUUUAUUCCACGUCCUGGCCAGAAGACCACAGCCACGCCAACAGUGUGACGUACAACUGAAGACGCGUUGAGGUGCCUCAUCCACUACAUCAACAACAGCCUAACCUACAGGCAGCACAGAGGUCCCUUUUUUCAGACCAUUCGGCUGUACAUGGAGACCCCCAGUUGGGCAGAAACCAAGCCAGGAAUUGGUCUGUGCAAACCAGGAACCAUUGCUCUGUUUGGUAACGUGGUGUACAGCGGGCUGCUCAACGAGCACUUCUGGCAUUUCGGGGUUCCCCUCGUCACCAGACUGGGUAACCAAGAGGCCCCAGCUCCUCCUGAAGCCAUGGCCCAGCCCUUCCCACCAGCCCAGUACCCUGCUCCGCCACAGAAUGGGAUCCCCGCUGAGUAUGCCACGCCCCACACCCACCCACCGGCUGACUACACGGGACCAAGCACGGUGGCAGAGCACGCCCUCACCCUGUACACGCCGACACACACGCACAGCGAACAGCCGGGAACUGACAGCCACACCCCCACCCUCACAGCCAAUACAGUAACGCAGGCGGAGGAGGCCGUACAGACGGAGGGCUCCCAGCAGCUCCACCUGCAGGCCAACGACUCAUCCGGGAAGCAGCAGCCCAAGAGGUUACACGUCUCCAACAUCCCCUUCCGUUUCCGAGAUCCUGACCUGCGGCAAAUGUUUGGGGUGAGACGACAACACACUUGUAUGUGUCAGUGAUGAGUUGAGCUUCAUUGGAGAAC